AUCCCUAUAAGUACAUUCUGGGCCGUUGAACUCAUGGAAGCUACAUCGACCUCCUUUCUCUUGCACCAAGGUUAAAAGACCCAGACCAGUCCUCAAACUAACCAAUCCAACCGCCUCCUGCUCCACCCAACAACAACCAUGUCCGGCCUUAUCCCCCUGACAAUCAUUAAGGGCGCCGGCUUCGAGCACAUCCCCCUCCCGACGGGUGAAAACGCAACAGUAGCAGAUUUCCACACGACCCUCACACAAACCCCCUCCUCAAACCCGACACCCAUAACAUCCGGCUUCUACAAGAUCGUUGCCGGUCCUGCGCGCUCGGCAUCGUACACCUUCGAGGAGGCAAAGUACGUGCUGCAGGGCCAGAUCGAUAUCCUGGAUGAAGCGACGGGCAUCACGCAUCACCUCGUUCCAGGCGACUAUGCCUUCUUCCCCGUGGGGUCGCAGGUACAGGUAUGUCUUCCUUACCGCUUCUUUUAGAAUGGAAGAAGAUGGAAAAUGAAGCCAUGGCACUGAUGUGUGACAGUUUUCUACCAAGUCGGCAGGGUUUGCGUUUUAUGUCGUAACCCGGCCGGUGAAGGCGGCUCAUCCCAAUCUGGAAGGGCGAGAGGAGAGUGCUGCAGGGGCGAGGGCGAAGCUAGAGCUUGUGUAUAUGAU
Messenger RNA from Paraphaeosphaeria sporulosa, 654 nucleotides. RefSeq lists its product as uncharacterized. The transcript has 2 exons. Lineage: Eukaryota; Fungi; Ascomycota; Dothideomycetes; Pleosporales; Didymosphaeriaceae. The record is from RefSeq and is a predicted model, not a curated record. The coding region runs from base 139 to 477 and encodes 112 amino acids.